Pocillopora damicornis (cauliflower coral) is the source of this 2181-nucleotide messenger RNA. RefSeq names its product histamine H2 receptor-like. Gene Ontology annotation, biological process: chemical synaptic transmission; G protein-coupled receptor signaling pathway, coupled to cyclic nucleotide second messenger. The record is from RefSeq and is a predicted model, not a curated record. Gene Ontology annotation, cellular component: dendrite; plasma membrane. Lineage: Eukaryota; Metazoa; Cnidaria; Anthozoa; Scleractinia; Pocilloporidae. Gene Ontology annotation, molecular function: neurotransmitter receptor activity; G protein-coupled serotonin receptor activity.
AGAAUAUGACAACGAAUUUGUUUUUUCAUCACGAUAACAUGCAUCGAUUUACAAAUCUAGUGUUCAUCCUUCUCGAUGGAUUGAGUUAUUAAAGGAAAGGAUCUCAAUACGCCAUUAUUGAUACUCAUAACUGUUGCUAUGCAACGCAAGCAAUCCUUUAGGAUAGGAUUACAAGCAAAUAAUAUAAAACAAAUAAAGACAGAAUCACAAUAGAGGCAGUUAAUUUAUUCUGCACGUACAGACAGGUGGUGUUUCUUUUUUGACAGCUUUCUUUCAAUAACAGCGAGGGUUUAUCAUUUUUUUUUUCAAAGGGUUUUUUUUCAAAGGGUUUAGCUUUCGUUUGAAAUUUGAGUUUAACAUAGCUGGAAAACAAUUCGUGGAAAAUUGUGAUUUUUCUUUUACACAAUUGUUAUCACGGGAAAGUCUGUAUGAAUUCACCAGCGUUAGUUAAUGCCACGAGCGUCCAGAAUUCAAAUGGCACUGACAAAUGGCAGCUGCCCCACUAUGUACCUCUCCGCGCCAUUCAAGCACCUUCCAUUCUUCUCGCUGUUGCGAUAUUAUUUGGCAAUGCUCUUGUCAUCGCAUCCUACAAGAUUAACUGGCGACUGAGAACUCGAACAAACGCAUUUCUCGUCAGUUUAGCCGUGUCGGAUUUCCUGGUUGGAAUUAUAUCGAUGCCGAUGUGGAUCUACAACAUCAUCAUAGUGGAUAAUGGUUCCGUUCCCUUUAAAGCCAUUUUCAAAACUUUCGAUGUCUUUUCAGCUCUGGCGUCCAUUUACCAUUUGACCGCCAUAAGUAUCGAACGUUACAUAGCCGUUUCUCGACCGUUUUAUUAUAAAAGUUUACCGUCCUUGUUUCAACGGACAAUGAUAACAUCUGCAUGGCUUGCCGCCGGCUUAUUGGCUUCUCUCUCGUCUUUUACCAUGCCAUCUGUUCUUAAAAUCCCUUGGAACAGUCGAGUAUAUGCCACUAUUAUGUUCAUCAUCGGUUUCGCAAUUCCGGCAGCCAUUAUGUUUUUUAUGUACGCGGGCGUUUUUUCAGUAGCGCGCUCACUUCUUCAGCGUAACCCGCACCACUCCCCUGGAGGUCGUCAAAGCACAGGAAGCCUGAUGAGCCAAUACUAUCAGGGGGAGAGAAAAGUGGCUAUUACCGUGGCAUUCAUCACAGGUUUGUUCAUCACUACCUGGGUGCCAUUUUUUACUGUAUCUAUCAUGGCUGCCUAUUGCUUUCACUGUCUUCCUUCGUCGCCGAAAACAUUCACAUGGCUUGUUGCUAUUGUUAAGGGUGCGCACUACCUGAACAGCGGUGUGAACCCACUAGUGUAUGCUCAACGGGACAGUGAAAUGAGAAGAACAUUCCUUACUCUGUUAGGACUUAAGCGCGUCAAUCGUCGUUUGAGCGCCAAACAAGAAAAGCCAUGGGGAAUUAAACAACUGACUGGCCGCACGAUACAGUGCUAUCAUUUAGGUAGUUCUAGUGGUGCGCAGUAUCAUGUGAGUGGUACAGUUAAUGAAAUGUUUAUUAGAAUUCCUGAAAACUGUGUGGGUCACUGUAGACCGAUGGUUUCUGAGUAAGCUGCACCCUAGGUCCAGAAGUCCUGUCCAAGCUAUUCCAUUAUGUUCCUAGGUAAGACAGUUUAAUUUUACCGUGCCCUCCAAGCCCAAGAGUAUAACUGGGUAUUCGUAAGCUACUCACUUGGUUAGAACUCAAGGAGGUCAGCCCUCGGUGGAAAAGCAUGCCGUUAAGUUUAAUUGAUGAGCUCCGAUAGCAUGGACUUGGCUUGUUUACCAAUUGCAGUUAGUUUCAUCUUACUGUUUGAUCAGUAACAUGUAUUUGAGUGAUCUGAAACCUUCCGAUGAAUAAUGCGAGAACUUUGCAAAUAAGGCUGUCGAGCUGCACGUACGAAAGCGAAAUACUGUCGAACGAAGACCUUCUUAUGCAUUUUUCAUUCUCAUACAAUAUUUAUAUAGUUUUAAAUGGAGGUCCGUGGUUUAAUUACUUUUUCUGCGUUAUUUGUUCUUAAAAUAUAAAAUUUGUUUUGUAUAUCCAGCUACAACGGCCAAUUUCACCGUUUUCUUUUUAAUUAUUCCAUACUGACGAUUUCAACGAACUCCAGAAAAUGCUGUUAGUUGUAAUCAUCUGUGAUAACGUUGUAUAAGAAAACUGGUCUUCUUUAGUUUA